UUUAGUUCUGGAGACUGGAAACCCAAGAUCAAGGUGCCAACAAGGUGAGGGUACAACAAGGGCCCCUUCUGGGCUGCAGACUGCCUGCUUUUCAUUGCAUCUUCACAUGUAGAAAGAGGUGAGAGAGAUCCUCUGUCCUUUUUCUAAGGGCACUAAUCCCAUCCAUGAGGCUCCAUCCUCAUGACUUACUCACCUCCCAAAGGCCCUGCCUCCUAAGGGCACCACCUUGGGGAUUAGGAUUGCAACAGAACGUGGGGGGCACAAAUCAGUUCAUAACAACAUACAAUGGAAUAUUAUUCAGGAUUGAAAAGGAAGACAUUUUCAGCACCUGCUGUAACGUGGAUGAACCUUGAAGACCUUAUGCUUUGUGACAGAAAACUGUCACACAAGGACAAGCACUGUAUAAUUCCAUUUAUGUGAGGUUCCUGGAGAAGGCAAAUUCAUAGAGACAGAAACAUUAAGGGUGGUGUCUGCAGGACUGGGGAGUGGGGAGUCAUUUAAUGGGUAACAGUUUCAGUUUGGUAAAAUGAAAUGAGUUCCUCAGUUGGGUGAUGAUGAUAGUUACACAACAAUGUGAAUGUGCUUAGUGCCAUUGAACUUUACCUUGAAAAAAGGCUAAGACAGUAAAUUUUAAGGUAUGUGUAUUUAUCACAUUUUAGAAAAAAAUGAAUCUUAAUAUCUAGAAUAAUUACGGGGAGUAAUCAUCUUAUAAUUGCAGACAACUUGAAAAUCUUGCCCGACGCUGCAGCAGGUGUAUAUGCAUUAUCUCUCUUUUUUUUUUUACAUUUAUUAAAAAUUGUGACAAAAUUUGAAUGUUGGCAACCGGGGUAAAGUUAACUAUGUUCUUUUUCUGAACGUUCAGGUUUGAAGUGGCUGUUCAGUUGCUGUCAUCAAUUCUUGAGCAAAAGGGAACAUUUAGUGAAACUCCAGAAACAUCUUGAGAACUAAGACAUUAUACCUUUGAUAAGAAUUUAUUUAAACCCCUUUAGGAAAUGUGCAGAAAGAGCUGAUUUUUAGGUAAAAUGACAUGUCCUAAAAUUUUUGGAAAUGCGUAGUGGGUUCUUGGGGGUUCUUUGGGAGUGGCUUUGGUUGUCUCUUGCGAAAGGAAAAAAACUACCCCUAUUCAUAGAAAUGUUAUUCUCCUUAUCCUCAUCCCCAACUGUCAUCAGAGUAUGAAGGUCAGAGAUCUUUUGUCCUUUUUAAUAGUUUGUUUUCUUAAAAGUGGUUGAGUGUGAAUUUCCUCUUGCGUGGGAAAAGGAUCAUUGUUUUUAUUGGCAUCAGCGAAUGCUCUCACACAUGACUGUUUAAAUAUGCCUUCAUUCCUUGGUCAGUAGAACGGCAUCCUGCUAGAAGACAGAUUGUGUAACCUCAGAGGCUUUCAGGGAAACUCCACGGUCCCAGGGAGAGUGUGGGACAGAGGCAUCCUGUACAGAGGAGGCACCCCUUGUUCUCUUUCUCUGCCUCCCCAACCCUGCCCCAUUGAUUUCCCUCCUGGUGGAAUCUCUUCAGAGGGACCCUUGGAGCAGAAGAAAACAUCCAGCCCACCUGUUACUGAAUAUCCCCUGUUGCAAAGGAGCACAGGCUCUCUGGCCUCCAGCCCACAUCUGCGGAAGCUUGGUUGGAGUGAGGUUGCUGAUGGCUGCUCCCCUUUCAGUCCACGUUUGGUUCCUGCAUCCAAGAGGCAGAGUGAGAAUCAGACCCUGGACAGUGGCCAUCCCUGAAGGCAGCACAGUCAUGCAUGGCCUCUUGGCAAGCAGCCCGCGCUCUCAGAUGGGACACCUGUCUCCAGGUGUGCUGCUCUGUGGCCCCGAUUCAGUGGUGACAUUGCCUGAUUCCGGCCCUGGUUCUGCCUGCCACUAGCCAGGCAGCCCUGCACCAAGCUCACACCACUAGGGCCUUAGGAAGGGAGAGGCAUGUAGGUAAAACCCCUUAAAAACUUAGUUCUCAGCCAUGAUGGGACAGGAGAUCAGACACACCUUGCCAUACUUUCUCCCUUUUAUAGUUUAGGUACAACGGAUGACCAUUACUAAUGUUAAAAUAGAGAACAGGACAGACUGUUGGUGACAACAAGAUACAAACUUAUAAGCAGGACCUCAGGCCACGCCAGGUAAGGGUCGAGCCGCGUGUCCUGCACUUGAAGAAUGGACUCUGCCCUCACACCACAGCAUCUUCUUUUUCUCCAGCAGCUCAACACGCACUGGCCCCGAGAUUCAAAUGACUGCGGCUCAUCCACCCACAGACGCCAGCUGACCCCCUUCCACAGCCACAACUACAGCUCUGAUAGGGCAGGAGACUCCAGGAGCCUCCUUCUGAUAAGAGGCCCCUGACCAUGGACUGGCCCUGGCCAGUUUACAGAGGCUGAGCUCCUUCAAGUCCUGAAAAGACCUUUUUGACGUUUAGGGCCUAAUUGUGAUACAUUUCAAUGUUAAGACUCCACCCCAGAGUGAACAUGGGAGGCAUGUAACAUGGAUGUUCAAUAUGCAUGUGUCAGGGCCACCUUCAUGAAUAUUUAGAGUUCCUCCUGUAACCUGCUGAAUAUGUGUAUUUGGCCAACCCAUUCAGUAUAAAGCUCCUUCCCCAACCCCUCCUCUUUCAAAGUGCCUGUCUCUGGUCUUGGACAAAAAGCACACUUCCCAGACUGUGUGAUGGCUGCCUUGCACCUUUAUAAGAAGCUACAGAUUCUCGUUGACACUGGAAGCAGCAACUUUGCCGUGGCGGGAGCCCCACACUCCUACAUAGAAACGUACUUUGACACGGAGAGGUCCAGCACAUACCGCUCCAAAGGCUUUGACGUCACUGUGAAGUACACGCAGGGCAGCUGGACGGGCUUUGUUGGGGAGGACCUAGUCACCAUCCCCAAAGGCUUCAAUAGUUCUUUCCUUGUCAAUAUUGCCACUAUUUUUGAAUCAGAGAAUUUCUUUUUACCUGGGAUUAAAUGGAAUGGAAUACUCGGCCUAGCUUAUGCCACACUAGCUAAGCCAUCAAGUUCUCUGGAGACCUUCUUUGACUCCCUGGUGACACAAGCAAACAUCCCCAAUGUUUUCUCCAUGCAGAUGUGUGGAGCCGGCUUGCCCGUUGCUGGAUCUGGGACCAACGGAGGUAGUCUUGUCCUGGGUGGAAUUGAGCCAAGUUUGUAUAAAGGAGACAUCUGGUAUACCCCUAUUAAGGAGGAGUGGUACUACCAGAUAGAAAUUCUGAAAUUGGAAAUUGGAGGCCAAAGCCUUAAUCUGGACUGCAGAGAGUAUAACGCCGACAAAGCCAUCGUGGACAGUGGCACCACGCUGCUGCGCCUGCCCCAGAAGGUGUUCAAUGCAGUGGUGGAGGCUGUGGCCCGCGCAUCUCUGAUUCCAGAAUUCUCUGAUGGUUUCUGGACUGGGUCCCAGCUGGCUUGCUGGACGAAUUCGGAAACACCUUGGUCUUACUUCCCUAAAAUCUCCAUCUACUUGAGAGACGAGAACUCCAGCAGGUCAUUCCGUAUCACGAUCCUGCCUCAGCUUUACAUUCAGCCCAUGAUGGGGGCCGGCCUGAAUUAUGAAUGUUACCGAUUCGGCAUCUCCCCUUCCACAAACGCACUGGUGAUCGGAGCCACAGUGAUGGAGGGCUUCUACGUCGUCUUCGACAGAGCCCGGAAGAGGGUGGGCUUUGCAGCGAGCCCCUGUGCAGAAAUUGCAGGUGCUGCAGUGUCUGAAAUUUCUGGGCCAUUCUCAACGGAGGACGUAGCCAGCAACUGUGUCCCUGCCCAGUCUUUGAGCGAGCCCAUUUUGUGGAUCGUGUCGUACGCGCUCAUGAGUGUGUGUGGAGCCAUCCUCCUUGUCUUAAUCGUCCUGCUCCUGUUGCCGUUCCGGUGUCAGUGUCGCCUCCGGGACCCUGAGGUCGUGAAUGAUGAGUCCUCUCUGGUCAGACAUCGCUGGAAAUGAAGAGCCAAGCCGGACCUCAAGCAACUGUGGACUCAGCUAUUUAAAAAAAAAA
This is a messenger RNA of Sapajus apella (tufted capuchin), 3969 nucleotides long. RefSeq names its product beta-secretase 2 (gene BACE2). The transcript is spliced from 9 exons. NCBI's taxonomy places the organism in Eukaryota, Metazoa, Chordata, Mammalia, Primates, Cebidae. Gene Ontology annotation, biological process: membrane protein ectodomain proteolysis; amyloid-beta metabolic process. The coding region runs from base 2646 to 3917 and encodes 423 amino acids. Gene Ontology annotation, molecular function: aspartic-type endopeptidase activity. Gene Ontology annotation, cellular component: trans-Golgi network; endosome; membrane. The record is from RefSeq and is a predicted model, not a curated record.